Messenger RNA from Camelina sativa (false flax), 703 nucleotides. RefSeq names its product small ribosomal subunit protein uS8z/uS8w. Gene Ontology annotation, molecular function: structural constituent of ribosome. The record is from RefSeq and is a predicted model, not a curated record. Lineage: Eukaryota; Viridiplantae; Streptophyta; Magnoliopsida; Brassicales; Brassicaceae. Gene Ontology annotation, biological process: translation. Gene Ontology annotation, cellular component: ribosome.
UCUCGAGUAUAAAGUCUAAUAAGAAAACCCUAGCUCACCUUCUCUUCUUCCUCUAUUUGCUUUUCUCCGUCACUGAGUGCCUCAGCCUCUCGAGCUCCAAAUCUUAAGUAGAGGAUUGAGCUAAGGGCAAGAUGGUGAGAAUCAGUGUUCUUAACGAUGCUCUCAAGAGCAUGUACAAUGCUGAGAAACGAGGCAAGAGGCAGGUCAUGAUCAGGCCAUCCUCAAAAGUCAUUAUCAAGUUUCUGAUUGUCAUGCAGAAGCACGGUUACAUCGGUGAGUUCGAGUAUGUCGAUGACCACAGAUCUGGCAAGAUCGUUGUUGAAUUGAACGGAAGGUUGAACAAGUGUGGUGUUAUCAGCCCACGUUUUGAUGUUGGUGUUAAGGAAAUUGAAGGUUGGACUGCCCGUUUGCUCCCUUCUAGACAGUUUGGGUACAUCGUCCUGACUACCUCUGCUGGUAUUAUGGACCAUGAAGAAGCCAGAAGGAAGAAUGUCGGAGGCAAGGUUCUCGGCUUCUUCUAUUGAAGUUUUAUUUAUGGGGAAAGAGAUUUUCAUUGAGUUAUAUUUUUAACUUUUGUCCUCCAUUUUCUCUGAAACUAUCUUUGUUCUUCUUUCGAAUUUUGUGUUAACUUUUGAUGGAUAGUUCUUAAAAUUACUCUUUUUGGUUUGAAGCUCUUUAAGAUUCAUUUGGAACUUCGGGUGCA